Kwoniella botswanensis is the source of this 282-nucleotide messenger RNA. RefSeq names its product exportin-T. The transcript has 2 exons. The record is from RefSeq and is a predicted model, not a curated record. The coding region runs from base 1 to 282 and encodes 93 amino acids. NCBI's taxonomy places the organism in Eukaryota, Fungi, Basidiomycota, Tremellomycetes, Tremellales, Cryptococcaceae.
AUGGCGUCUUCCUCUCACCUAACCGAUAUACCUCAAGCAGUACGAAUCGCCGCCAGUAUAGAUCCCAGUGUGAAUGCCGAACUGAAGCAGCAAGCUAUAGAUUAUCUGACAAAGGUCAGACAGCUCUCACAGGAGACCUGGCAGGAUUGCCUGGCACUCUAUCUUCAAGGUGCAGGUGCAGCUGGACCAUCCAACCCAGGCAAAGAUGGAAAGGAGAAAUUGGAAACGGACUUGAGGAUGUUCUGCGAGCAAGUGGUGGAUACGGCUUUGACCCAAAGGUGA